UCGGGCUCUCAGUCGCUCGGCAGCACUUGGCGCGACUGGACGAGGAGCGGCUCGCCUCUCGCACGCCCUCCUCCUGUACCACAGCGGCGGCCUUCCUCGGUUUCUCCCGCAUAUUGCGAGGCAGCCACGCGCCAACGCCGGACUCCCCCGCACACGAGAAGCCGUCGCACGGCCGGCGAAUGGCGGCCGCCUCCGGUGCCCAGGAGUCCGCGACCUGAGCCCCGGACCAUUUUGCCCGCUGGCGCGAGCUCCCCUCCCCGGGAGGUCGUGCGGCCUCAUCAUGCCGGCCCUGACCCUCGUGCUCCUGGUUCUGAUAAGCAGCGGCACCUCGGCCGCCGACGUCACCAACACCGCGAGGGAAGAAUGUAGGCGGAAAAUAGCUACGUGUGCGAUGGAUGCAUCGACGAAUGUUCCGGUAUGUGGUAGCGAUGGUGUCACUUAUCCAAACCACUGUACAUUAAUAUCCAAACAAUGUAUGGGAGUGACAAUUCUCAUCAAGCAUACAGGACCUUGUCCAGAGACUCCGGCGUGCCUAUCGGCCCGGGUGAGCGCGCGCCCGACGUCACGGCCAGUCUGCCGCCCCGACGGUACCUACGCCCCGACCCAGUGCCAUCCGGAGACGGGCUACUGCUGGUGCGUGACCGCUCAAGGUCGUCCUCUGCCCAACAGCUCUGUCCGGGGUGAGCGGCCGAGAUGCGGACGAGCAGCCGAAGCCCCGGCACCGACAGUCCCGAGCGGUCAGCGCAGACGUUCCCCGAGUUGGAAGCAGCGCAGGCAAUAUAGCAACCGGCACAGGAACACCUGCGAUCGGGCAGACAAGGCCCGCUUCAACAGCAACCUCAUCGAGAACUUUAGAAUCGAGUAUCGGAGGAGCAACGUGUCCGGCGAAGGUGACAAGAACGUGGAGCGCGUGCUCUCGUGGAAGUUUGUGAGCCUGGAUAAGGACAGCGACGGUUACCUCGACAGAGCCGAGUACAAGGAGCUCCGCCGACUCGCUAAAAAGGCAGUGAGGCCUAAGAAGUGCGCGCGCACGUUCGCCCGCACCUGCGACCUUAAUCGGGACUUAAAGCUGUCCCGGCAGGAAUGGGGAGCCUGUCUUGCCAACGACUUUACCCUUUUGAAAGGCAAUCCAUCACCAGUUCAUGCGCGUCCGACGUUUAACGACGAUCCACCCGAUGCAAACGAUGAUACGGAUGCCAACGACUGCAUAUCGGAUAGAAGAUCAGUCUUGGAGGAUCAGCGACAAAACUCUCAAGAGAAGUUUUACAUACCAGAGUGUACUCCUGAUGGAAGAUAUCAUAAAGUUCAAUGUUAUUCCGGAUAUUGUUGGUGCGUUUAUCAGGACACAGGAAAACCAAUUCCUGGUACAUCAUCCAAGGACCAAACACCGAAUUGUAAUCCAGCUCCUGCGCCCGUCAGACCCAUGAAAGGUUGUCCGGAGGCGAAGAAGCAGCUAUUCCUGCGCGACCUCAUGGACCUCAUGCAAAAGAAAAUGAAAGCCUCUAGCACAGAUUCGGACGAGGCAACGGACAAAUGGCAGGCGUCUAAGGAGGAGCGCAUCGCGACUUGGCACUUCGUUAUGCUCGACAAGAACAAGAACAAGGUUUUGGAGAGGAAGGAGUGGAAGAGCUUCCGGGCAAUGGUUGCUAAUAGCCGGCAGCUGCGCAGGUGUGGCAAGAAGCUGCCGAGGUACUGUGAUAUCAACAAUGACCGAAGGAUCAGCAUGACCGAGUGGCUCAGUUGUCUUAAUGCUCAGCGACCCGCUACAGGUGACAGCUCCACGGAAAAGGCCUCGACGUCGAAGCCCCGAAGAAAGGGCCCCAACCCACUCGACCAGUUCCUCAACGACGACGAUUAAAAAAAGGCGUUUCAAUCUUGUGAUAAGGCGGCCGAAAGCGCAAAAGCCG
Ceratosolen solmsi marchali is the source of this 1907-nucleotide messenger RNA. It is a transcript of the gene magu, whose product is annotated as SPARC related modular calcium binding-like protein magu. The record is from RefSeq and is a predicted model, not a curated record. Lineage: Eukaryota; Metazoa; Arthropoda; Insecta; Hymenoptera; Agaonidae. Gene Ontology annotation, molecular function: heparin binding; calcium ion binding; protein binding. Gene Ontology annotation, biological process: extracellular matrix organization. Gene Ontology annotation, cellular component: basement membrane. The transcript is spliced from 9 exons. The coding region runs from base 281 to 1858 and encodes 525 amino acids.